AGGAGAAGAUGGCGGAGACACCGAGCGGCCCGCGGUUGCGCGGCGUCGCCCACCGCGUUCCACUUCGCGGGCUGCGAGGUUUAGCGAGCGCCGGGUCACUCGCGCCGCCCUGUUCCCCGCCCUUGCGCUUCGCCAUUUUUCCUCCGGGCCCACGAAGAGGGAUUGGUGGCGAUUUCUCCCUCCCCGCUCUCGGGUUUUUGGGGUGGGGGAGGCAGGGGUUCAAAGGGGAGCCGGGCCGGAGCGACCCUGCAGCCCGAGUUGGGGCACACGGCCCUCUCCCCGCGGGCCUUUGUGAGAAUGGAACAGCCCAGGGGCGGCGUAACCUGCAUCUGUGUUGAUCGCUACCCUCGAUUCUGUAAGGCUCAUCCGUCCUCGAGCAGUAAGACACCUUGAUGUGACAAGAAAUGGCGGAGUGAAGAGCGUUCACAUGGCAUCUCCUCCCUUUUACGCGAGAGGGCCCUGCACCAAUUACCGGUCCUCAGCUCUUCACCUGAAAUAGCAUAUUAUGCUUCUCAGCGAAGAGCAAAUCGCCAGGGUAUUAAGAUAGGGACAAAAUGAACAGGUGAAGGAAAGGGGACACUUCAGCUCAAGUUGGUUAACAACUAGUUAACAUUAGGAAAAUUUUUCUCCUAUCCUCACUGAUUUCUAUAUCUAGUAUGUUUUUAUGGAGAUGUGACCGAACAGUCCAAAAGGGAGUGUACCUAAUCUUAGAACUAUAACCGGAGCAGCUAUUCAGACCCUGUAGUAAUUCUUUUAAAAGAUUUUAUGGAGGUUCUGUCCCACCAUCUUUCCAUGCCAGGACCACCUUGCGGGUAUUGUUUACCUUUCUGCUGCUUGAACUUGAUGGUAUAGUUUCUGCCCACCUGUUUUACAGUGCUCCAUAGGAGCAGGUGAUCCUUCAGAGCUGUGGAGAUACUCUAUUAUCUUCCUUUUCCAUCUUUACUAUAAAACUUGGGUUUCUGCAGACUUGACUUUUCUCCUUGACCAUCCAGCAUCCAUUCCCACCCACCCCUCUUAACUACCAACAGGGAAACUUGCCAAAUCCAAAUUUUGUUUUGUUUUUCAGGUGGCAGCUAGAGAUUUUGAAUUCCAGAAGGAAAGCCCCAAGGAAUAUUUGCUACUGGUUUAAAACAAUCAUAGUAGGGGUGAACCUGUGUUUGAGUCCUUGCCAGUGAAAUGUGACCAGAAAUCUGCAGAGUGGAUCUUUUGGAAAGAAUUGCCCAUUACUAAAAAAGGGGGACAAAUUCAGUAGUCAUUACCCUUAACCCUUCUUUCUGUCUGAAACAUAGUUUUGAUUUACAAAGUAA
This is a messenger RNA of Callorhinus ursinus (northern fur seal), 1307 nucleotides long. The record is from RefSeq and is a predicted model, not a curated record. NCBI's taxonomy places the organism in Eukaryota, Metazoa, Chordata, Mammalia, Carnivora, Otariidae.